Patiria miniata (bat star) is the source of this 775-nucleotide messenger RNA. RefSeq lists its product as uncharacterized. The record is from RefSeq and is a predicted model, not a curated record. The transcript is spliced from 2 exons. The coding region runs from base 80 to 514 and encodes 144 amino acids. NCBI's taxonomy places the organism in Eukaryota, Metazoa, Echinodermata, Asteroidea, Valvatida, Asterinidae.
UGAGUCGUUGAGAAUAGGCGUGCUUCUGUAGUGGGCAGGUAGCCUAUACAGUUUGAAAUAAGACAGUUCUACUCCUUCCAUGAUGAGCGAAGCAUACGAUAUUGUAGAGGAAAGCGAGGAGGCGUACGGUGCAGCAGGGGAGCCAUGCUCAAAGAUCUUUCGUGGCCUCUGCUCGAGAUACAAAAUCUCUGCCCGAUGUUUUGAGUGUUUAGUAGAGGACGGUUGGGACGACCCGAGUCAGUUCAAAGAUAUGAGUUCUAGUUGGAAAGAUCAUGCUUUAGCGCUAGCUCCAAAUGGAGGUCAGAAGCGUAACAUCGAGAUGAUGUUGGAAAGGGUUGAUGCUGGGCCACUUGAUGCGGCAGUACCCAAGGUCAAGAGAAUAAAAAUCGCCUCUGUGGACGUAGCACAGCCCCCGCCUGAAGCUGGGAUUGCAUCAGCGGCGAGCAGUGAACCGGACCCGAUUUCAUCGGCUCCAACGACAUCUCAGGUAACCACACACAUUUCACGAAUGUAGCGUCAUAGUUUUCAAAGUUCAAUAGAUAUUCAUAAUAUUUGAUGGACUGCGCAUCAGGGUCCAUAGAUUUAGUCUUGAUUCUGGGGCAGUUUAGGUAGAGGAGAGCCUUGAAUUGUGCAUACAAUAAUAUUAUUAAAUGAUGAGAGUAAUAAUAUUAGCCAUACUUUCCAUCAUCAUAUUGGUAGUGGCAGUUGGGAUAAUAUGCUAGCAUAUACUGAUAAUCAUUGUUAUAUUAAUGUUAAUGGACAGUAAUAAGGCAAA